Molecule: messenger RNA, 1013 nt
Organism: Beta vulgaris subsp. vulgaris (sugar beet)
Lineage: Eukaryota; Viridiplantae; Streptophyta; Magnoliopsida; Caryophyllales; Amaranthaceae
Exons: 6
Coding region: 325-993 (222 amino acids)
Source: RefSeq, a predicted model, not a curated record
AGGCAAAUGCGCAAUAAGACAUAAACUCAUGAGUCAUGUAACUGUCCGUAGUCCCUACAGUGCAGUAUGGAAGCUGGCGCAUUACCCGCACCAAAAUACAUUUGCCUCCCCUUCUUUUUGUUUCUCUUUUCCUUCAAUGGGGGAAAAAGAUGAGUAUACUUCUCUCCAUUUUCUUUAAUUGAUGAUGUCAAAUCCAAUUUUAAAGCUCAUUCUUAUGAAUUAUAUAAGUGCCCAUUUUUUUCAUUUUUUGCUUUCUUCAUUAUUCAUCAUACUUUCUGGGACUUUUGUAAAGUAGUGAUUUUUUUUGCUUUUUUCUCUGCUGGUAUGGCCUUAUCUUCUUGCUUUGCUUAUCCCCAGAUCUCUCCCAAGAUUGAUCGUCGCAUUGUAGUGCAUCAAAUUCAUCCUAAAGCAGGAUUAACAGCAGAGGUAAAGCAUAAUUGGUGUUUCCUUGAAGGCCUUAGAUUUAACAAAAGACGGGAAGUGCACAAAUUCAUUCUUUCGCGGAAGAAAUCUGGAGUAUGUUAUUCAUGGUUGCCAAAUCCCGAAAUUGCUAGCAAUGCUUUUACCUUAGGAACUGCAGCAGUCCUCCCCUUUUACACCCUCAUGGUCGCUGCUCCAAAAGCUGAACUUACUAAGAAGACAAUGAGAAGCAGCAUACCAUACGUUGUGUUUGGACUUCUGUAUGCAUAUCUUUUGUACCUUUCUUGGACACCUGAAACUAUACGAUUGAUGUUUGCUAGUAAAUACUGGUUACCCGAGCUGCCAGGUAUAGCGAAAAUGUUCUCCGGUGAGAUGACUUUAGCAUCUGCAUGGAUUCAUCUGUUGGUAGUAGACCUUUUUGCAGCUAGGCAAAUUUAUCAGGAUGGUCUGGAGAAGGAAAUUGAAACCCGGCAUUCAGUCUCAAUGUGCUUGCUUUUCUGUCCUAUAGGAAUUUUAAGCCACUUGAUCACCAAAACACUUACCAGACUUGCUGAGAAAUAUACAGAGCAAUAAUAUUAUCUAAUUUUCUUAAA